CCGCGCCGCGCGCCGCACGGCACCUCCAGCGCGCACGCCAAGGAGCCGCCGCCGUACCCCAACGACGAGCUGGGCAGCCCGGGCAUGGAUCACCUGGACCGCGGGGGGCCUCGCGCCAACUCGCACCACCGCUCGCGCUCCACGUCGCGCGGCGCCUCGUCGCGCGGCUACCACGGCGGCCUGGAGCGCGACGGGCACGAGCGCGAGUUCGUGCCGAUCCGCGACCCGCCGCCGCGCGACCGCUCGCUGGACAGGCCCGAACUGGGCAUGCCGCCGCGCCGAGACCGCUCGCUCGAGCGCGGCAUGCGCGACGGCAUGAGGGACAGCAUGCGCGACGGCAUGCGCGACGGCAUGCGCGACGGCAUGAUGGACGAGGAGGGUCUGUACGGGCCGUCGCCGGGCCACCACAUGUCGCGGUCGGCGCGCCAGUCUCCGAACCCCGAGUUCGGAGCCAAGCACGGCAACACGCGCGACUCGUACAUAGUGGAGAUGCAGGCGCAGAACGGCGAGUUUCACCGCGAGCUCAGCCAGCUGAAGAAGGAACUGGAGCUGACCAAUCAGAAGCUGGGCUCCAGCAUGCACAGCAUCAAGACCUUCUGGUCGCCGGAGCUGAAGAAGGAGCGUCAGAUGCGGAAGGAUGAGUCGGCCAAGUACAGCCUGAUGAACGACCAGAUCAAGCUGCUCACCACCGAGAACCAGAAACAAGUGAACCUGAUUCGUCAGCUAGAAGACGAGCUUCACCGGCGAGGCGGCAAGAACCAGGCGGUCGUGGAGCUACAGCAGCAGCUGGACCAGUUUUACGUGGAGAACGAUCAUCUGACGCGAGAGAACGCAAUUCUCAAGGAGACCAUCAAGGAGCUCGAGCUCAGGAUCGACACGCAGAAACAGACUCUCCUUGCCCGCGACGAAAGCAUCAAAAAACUCCUGGAGAUGUUGCAGACAAAAGGGCUGGGCAAAGAAGAAGAGCGUCUGAUGUACCAACAGCUUCAGUCCGCCUCACAAAAGCAGUUCGACGAUGCCAGGAGUGAGAUCCAACGCCGUGACCAGGAGAUCCUGGCCCUGACCGCCAAAAUGAAGACGCUAGAGGAGCAGCACCAUGACUAUCAGCGACACAUCACCGUGCUCAAGGAGUCCCUCUGCGCCAAGGAGGAGCACUACAACAUGCUGCAGGCCGACGUGGAGGAGCUGCGUCAGCGACUGGAGGAGAAGAACAGAACAAUCGAGAAGAAGACGCAGGCGGCGCUGCAGGCCGGCCAAGAGAGGAGUCGCCUCAGCAGCGAACUGAACGAGACUCGCGACCACCUCGAUAUCAAGGAGCGCAAGAUUAACGUGCUGCAGCGCAAGGUGGAGAACCUGGAGGAAUUGCUGAAGGAGAAAGACAACCAGGUGGAUAUGGCGCGCUCUCGGCUGACGGCCGUCCAGGCGCACCACACCUCCUCCGAGGGCGCACUCAGCUCGCUCGAGGAGGCGAUCAGCGACCGCGACAAGCAGAUAACGCAGCUCCGGGACCAGAGGGACCGCGCAGAGCAGGACCGCACCCAGGAGCGCGAGCUGCACGAGCGCGAGCUGGCCGAGUACAAGAUGAAGCUGCACGCGCUGGAGACGGAGCUGGAGAAGCUCCAGGUGCGGCUGGAACGCGCGCAGACCGAGAAGGCCAAGCUGGAAGCCAAGCUGGAGGCAUCGCAGUCAGAGCUGGGCAAGGCGAAGGCAGAGCUGGACAAGGUGCAGGGUGACGCAGGCAGCCGGAGUCACGAGUUCGAGUCGAGCCGCCAGAAGAUGACCAAACUCGAGCUGGAGGUCGACCGGCUGCGGGCCGAGAACGACAGGCUCCGCUUCGAUAUGGAGCGAGAGCGGGAGCGUGUCGAGCGCGAGCGGGACCGAGACCGAGACCGCGACCGGGAACGGGACCGGGACCGGGACCGGGACCGGGAGCGAGAGCGCGACCCGCGCGACUGGGAGCGCUCCACCACACCUGUGUACAACCCGCAGCGCGAGCGGCACAUGAGUGGCAGCCUGGCCGCCUCGCUGGAGAUCGAGCGACUGCAGGAGCGUCUGGAGAAGUCGCAGGCUGAGCUGCGGCGCGCCCAGACCGAGCUGCGCAUGUACCAGAACGACAACGAUCGCGUCCAGGUGGAGGUGGAGCAGCUGCAGGAGAAGGUGGAGAAGUCGUCCGGCGAGAUCUACCGGCUGAAGACGCGCCUGGAGAACGCCCAGUCGGAGAAGGACUGUCUGCAAGAGGAGCACGACCGUUCUCAGAUGAUCCUGGCCCGCAUCAUGACCGAGAAGGACCGAUCUCAGACAGAAGCCGACAAGCUGAAAGAGGAACUGGAGCGGUCGCAGCAGACGCUGGGCCGCGCCCAAAUCACGCAGGAGAAGACGCAGAGCGAGCUGGACAAGGCGCAGAUGGACCUGGACCAGCUGCAGGAGAAGCUGGACCGGACAACCGGCGAGCUCCGGCGGCUUCAGGCAGAGCGUGAGAAGGCGAUUUGCGACAUGGACUUGCUGCAGGCGCAAGUGGACAAAACCCUCGGACAGUCCACCAGAAUGCAGAGGGACAAGGAGGCUGUCGAGACCGAACUCAACAAGCUCAAAGACAAGCAGGACAAAACGCAGGGUCAGCUGUCGCGCAUACUGAAAGAGAAGGAGACGGUGGAAGUGGACCUACUGAAGCAGUCGGAGCGUGUGGAGCUGCUGCAGACCCAGCAAGCCAAGGCGCUGCGAGACAGGGACAGCGUGCAGACCGAGAUGGACCUGCUCCGAGAGAAGCUCGACAAAAAUUCCGCCCUCAUCCAGAAACUGCAGAUAGAGAAGGAGGACAAGAGUUCGGAGCUAGAGCACUUGCGGGAGAAGUUGGAGAAGAAUCAGCUGCUCAUAUCCCGACUGCAAGAGGAGAAGGAAACAGCUCACCGUGAGAACGAACGGCUGCUGGAGAAAUAUGACCGGUCACAGGGCGAGGUACAGCGGCUGCAGGGUCGGCUGCAGACAGCUCAGGACGAACAGGACCGGCUGCAGUCGGAGGGUGAAAAAUCGCACCUGCUGCUCACCAAGACCAAGGAGGAGCACCGGCGCGCCCAGGACGAGCUGGAAAAGCUGCAGGAGCUGUACGACCGCAGCGCCGUACAGUUCAUGCGCAUGAAGGACAGCGAGGAGCGCUCGCGAGACGAGAUGGAGCGGCUCAACCUCGAACUGGAGCGGCUGCGCGACAAGUACGAGAAGUCGCAGAUGGAGACCAAGCGGCUCACUAACGACCGCGAGCAGCUCAAGGAGGAGGUAGACAAGCUGGUGUUCGACGUGGAGCGCUCCAAGGCGCAGUACCAGAAGCUGCAGGUAGCGCAGGACCGCAGCAACGAGGAGUUGGCGCGCCUCCAGGUGGAGGUGGAGAAGGCGUACGAAAAGGGCGAGCGGAGCCAUGCGGAGCUGCGCAAGGCGCAGGCGGAACGCGACAAGGCGCUGGCUGAGGCCGAGACGUGCCAGGCUGAGAUGGAGCGCUACCUGGCGCGCCUCGGCAAGUACCAGGACAGCCAGGAGAAGAGCAAGGAGGAGCAGGAGCGCCUGAAGCUGGACAUCGAACGACUCAGGGAGCGCUUUGACAAGACGCAGAUGGACCUGGAGACGGAGCACCUCAUGCGAGACAGGUUUGAGCAAGAGGCGGCCAAGCUGCGCAUAGAGCUGGAUCGGCUGGAGUCACAAAAGGGAAUGUCGUUGACGGACGAUAGCAGGUCCGACAUUCAGCUGGAGGUGGUGCAGAACGAGCUGGACCGCGUGCGGGAGAAGUACGAUGUCUCCCAAAUGGAGGUACGCAAGCAGCGAAUCCAGAACGAAAAACAGCAGGAGGAAGUAAUGCGGCUGCAGAAGGAGCUGGACAAGCACGAGAACAACAUGACCAGGUUCGCGUCCGAGAAAGAGCAAAACCAGGGUGAGGUGGACCGGCUCAAGUUCGAACUGGAGCGCAUCCGGUCGCGGUACGAAAAGGCGCAGGGCGAGGCGACGCGACUGGGCCAGCGGGUCGAGCAGCUGGAGUCGGAGAAGAAGCGCACCAGGAGCGACCUGCAGCAAGCGCAGGCCGAGCUGGAGAAGCGCUGCUCGGUACAGAAUGAGAGCAAGGAUGACCUGGAGAAGAUGUCGGCCGAGAUGGACCGGCUGCGCUCCAAGCUGGAGAAGUCGCAAGGCGAGCUGCAGAAGGUCAGCGAGCAGAAGCAGGCGUCUGAUGCCGAGACCCAGCGACUGAGCCGCGAGCUCGAGCACACCCAGCAGCGGCUCACCAAGUACAAAGACAGCAAUGAGGCAGCCAAGGUCGAGUUCGAGAAGAUGGCCAUGGAAAUUGAGUCAUUGCACAGCAAGCUGGAGCGCAUGGAGGGUGAGCUGCGGACGUCCGAGCAGGAACGCCAAGGCCUCCAGCAGGUGGCGAACAAAGUUAGCAGCAGCGACGAGCAGGCCAGAAAGCAGAUCCAGGGCUUCCAGGAACAGUUGGCGAAGAUGAAUGGUGAACUAGAGGAAUCCCGCGCCGCUCUCCGUACGUCUCAGGAGCAGAAGAGGCAGGCUGAAGAACAGAAACGACAGGCUGAAGAACAGAAGCAGAAGGCUGAGGAGCAAAAACGCCAGGCUGACGAGCAGACACAAAAGGCUGAGGAAUGCAGAGGACAGGCUGAGGAACAAAAGCGGCAAGCGUUGGAGGCGAAACGUCAGGCUGAGGAAAGAAGACUCAAGGCAGAAGAGACUGCAAAGGAGGCCGAGAGGCAAAGGCAACAGGUGCAGGAGCGAGUCCGGCUGUCUGAGGAACGGUUGGUGGCAGCCGAUCAGCAGGGUAAAGUGACCGAGCAACAGCUGCAGAGAGUGGCCGAGCUGGAACGUGAGCUAGCACAGAUCACCGCCGAACGUGACCAGCUGGUGACACAGCUGGAGAAAUCGUCAGCGAUGCUGGCCACUUUCCAGCAGGAGUUGCAGAGCACGCAGCAGAGCCUGGAGCGGUCGCAACAGACGGCCAGUGGUCAGCAGACGCAGGUAGCACAGGAGCUGCAGGAGCGGGACCACCGUCUGCAACAGCUGACGCAGGAGCUGGCGCAAAAGCAGCAGCAGAUGGACGAAAUGCGACGUACACACGAGGCGGAGGUGACGCGACUGCGGCAGCUGGAGACCGAGCUGCGCGCCGAACAGACUAGCAGCCGUUCCUCGGACUCCGAGCAGCUGAAGCAGCUGCAGGCCAGCCUGGAGAGCGAGCGAAGCCGCGCCGAUCGCGCCGAGAAGGCACUGCAGGAGGCGCAGGCACACGUCACGCAACUGAAGCAGCAGCUGGAGGUGAUGAGGGGCGAGGCGCGCCAGGCGGCCAGCGUGCUGCAACAGCAGAUUCAGCAGCAGAAGCAGCAGCUGCAGCUGCAGGAGCAGCAGAUCGAGCAGCAGAGUGGCACCAUUCAGGAGCAGCAGCAGCAGCUGUCGUCUGCUCACCAGCUGCUGCAGCAGAAGGCCGGCGAUUCCAACGAGGUGCAGAAGCUGCGAAAGGAACUGGAGCGAUCGAAGGAUGACAUUCAGAACGCCCGCGUGGAGCGCGAACGCCUGCAAUCGCAGCUGGAGAUUUUGGUGCAGGAGCUGCAGCGAACGCAGCUGGAUCUGCAGAAGGCGCAGCAGAAGACGUCCGCUCCCGGCAACAGCGCGGAGGACGAGUCUGCCCUGCAGCAGCAGAUCAAGCAGCAGUCAAUGCAGCUGCAGCAGCAGACCCAGCAAUUGCAGCAGCAAGCGCAGCUGCUGGAGCAGCGCGGCCGCGAGGCGGAGGAGAGGGAGCGGCAGCUAGCGCAGCUGCAAGCUCGUGUCCAGCAGCUGGAGAACGAGCUGGCCACCAAGGCGGCAGCACGGCAGGAGGACAACGGUGCGGAACUGAAAGCGCUGCAAGACGAGCUGGCCCAGGUGCGGCUGGAGAACCAGAAGGCGCAGGGCGAGUCGGAGCGGCUGCUACACCUCAUGCAGAUGUCGCAGGAGGAGCAGUUCGCCAAGGACAAGACCAUCAAGGAGCUGCAGGACGCGCUGAAGAGGGGCCGGGGCCAGUCGCUGACGGCGCCCCCGUCUGCGGCGCCGUCGCGGGCCACUACCCCCGGCGUGGCCAGCCCGCAGGUGCCGCCACCCGGCCAGGCCAAGCCACAGCUGCCCAGCAUCCUGCCGGACGCGGCUGGGAACGCGGCCAGCGCCGCUGCCAACGUGGCCGGAAACGUGGCUGGAAACGCAGCCAACGCGUCGAAGGCAGUCGGCGGCUUCCUCAAGAGCCUCUUCUAAAAGUGCAAUAGUUCAUCAGGUGGACGGUGUGCGUGUGAGAUGCUAAAAUGAGGUGCGCCGCGUACUGCGAAGUGCCUGGAGACAAAGCCGGGCUCGGUUGGCUAUAAGUACGUAUUUUUGUUUUGCUUUAGCUGCUUUUUGGUUUUCACCGUCUCGCGGUUUUUUCAACUUCGCGUUCACUGCAUUGGUAUCCUCUUGUGAUUUAGGUUUGUGGCGCGGAAAUAUGGGACAGAUGGCGCUAGUGAAAGUUGUCCAGGUGGCGCUAGCAUCGGCAGCGCCGGACUGCCUGCCAGCCGGCUGGGAGCAAACGGCCUGGCCAGCUUAGUGUCCCAGAGAAGAGAUCGUUCUCAUCAGCCAGAGGCUACCUCUUUCAAGACCAAUCAGUGGCUACAUGGCAUCUGCUCUUCGUCGCUUAUCUACGAACACCGCUAAAGGCUCCAGCCUGACAGUGCAGUGACGGGGACACUGCCGGUUAUGUCACCUGACACCUCGCUGACAUCACCGUGUCACACCGGGCGCUCCGGCGUCACGUCCCGACUCUGCUGCGUGACUCAACAGCUCUCUUACACCUCUGUGACUGGUGGUGAUAAUGGGCUUCGCACCGCUCUCCCCCACCGCUGCCAUAUUAGCGUCUCUUCUCUCUGAUAUUACUUAUCGAUUGCUUUUUUGUGCUCGCCCUAUGUUCAACCUUGCUCAAAUCUAAUGAAGUGGCUAUGUUUUUUGUGCAAUUCACGGCCAAGCUUCGCGCUGUGCAAAUGGUGCGAGAUCUCAUCAUUUCAGCUCGGUGCAUCGUACGGGCUCGGCCGCACACCAUUUUGCGAUCAAUUGAUGUGGCGUUAGUACUCACGUUCGCUUUUCUACCAAAUCAGCGUUUCAUUCCAUAGCGGUUGUCAUGUCUCCUAAGUGUACGGCGCGUGUUAUUAGCUCCCCGUUUCUGUUCACGGGCGAAGCAGCUUCCAUCACCAUGAGGCUCGCGUGCACAGCUCGCGCUCCAUGGCACGCACACGCCGCGCCGUGCGAGGCCGCUUCGCGUGCGAGACGGCCUCAGUGGGGGCGUACGUCAUAUUGAGACACGGUGUGUUAGUGUGCAUGUGACGUCACUUAGUGCGCAGUCGCGCGUUCGCGACCGAUCGCAGCUGCGUGCGCGCGAGCCAGUCGGGGUGGUUUGGUGCGCCAUACUGCCAGUCAUGUGCCAUACGAACCUCCGCGCGUGUCAGCGGCGCCCCACCUCGUCGUGUGUCGGCGCCAGGAGAGGGCGCGGCGCCCUGCGGCGCCCCCG
Molecule: messenger RNA, 7540 nt
Organism: Pollicipes pollicipes
Lineage: Eukaryota; Metazoa; Arthropoda; Thecostraca; Pollicipedomorpha; Pollicipedidae
Product: trichohyalin
Exons: 16
Coding region: 85-6261 (2058 amino acids)
Biological process (GO): regulation of synaptic plasticity; maintenance of presynaptic active zone structure; neuromuscular synaptic transmission
Cellular component (GO): cytoskeleton of presynaptic active zone
Molecular function (GO): structural constituent of presynaptic active zone
Source: RefSeq, a predicted model, not a curated record